Molecule: messenger RNA, 3936 nt
Organism: Nylanderia fulva
Lineage: Eukaryota; Metazoa; Arthropoda; Insecta; Hymenoptera; Formicidae
Source: RefSeq, a predicted model, not a curated record
AUGAGUUAUUGGAAGUUGCUGUGGGUGGCCAUUCUGGUGGCCGUGCUCUCCACGUAUCAUACAGAUGCAAAUCCUAAGAAAAACAUAAGUGCGAUAAAGAAUAAAAAAAUACAGGCUGAAUACUUAGAGGCACCGUUUUUUAAGUCUUUGUUUAUUAAGGUGUCUACACCAGGAGAUGCUUAUUUACCGCCGAAGUUAAAAAUCACGACACCUAGUACAACCAUUAGAAUCAGAAGUACACCAUCCACAAUUACUACAACUACCACAACACCAUCCACGAUUACUGCAAGUAGAACUACAUCAUCCACAACUACCCAAAGAUUGAAAACUACACCGCCGACCUAUCUGCCUCCGCACAAGUAUACAUAUCUUCCACCACCGCAAUCUUCCAGCACCUACAAACCUACGACGCGGCAGCCAAUUACAUAUCCACCAGUCAUUUAUAGUGUAUAUCCAACAUGGAAGUUGCUGUGGGUGGCCAUUCUGGUAACCGUGCUCUCCACGUAUCAUACAGAUGCAAAUCCUAAGAAAAACAUAAGUCCGAUAAAGAAUAAAAAAAUACAGGCUGAAUUCUUAGAGGCACCGUUUUUUAAGUUUAUUAAGGUGUCUACACCAGGAGAUGCUUAUUUACCGGCGAAGGUAAGAACCACGACGCCUAGUACAACCACUAGAAUCAGAACUACACCAUCCACAAUUACUACAACUACCACAACACCAUCCACGACUACUGUAAUUAGAAAUACAGUAUCUACAACUACCCAAAAAUUGAGAACUACACCGCCGACCUAUCUGUCUUCGCACAAGUAUACAUAUUUUCCACCACCGCAACCUUCCAGCACCUACAAACCUACGACACGGAAGCCAAUUACGUAUCCACCAGUCAUUUAUAGUGUAUAUCCAACAGUGAAGCAGAUUUGGCUGACUCUUCUUGUAUACGUGCUCUCCACGUAUCAUGCAGAUGCAAAUCGUGAGAGAAGCAAACGUGCGAUAGAGGAUAACCAGAAUAAAUAUCAAAAUUUUCUGGAUUCCGGUGGAUAUGUUUAUCCAAUCCCGAGUAAUCAACUAUCGUAUACAACGUCAACACAAAAGCCAGAUGGAUAUAUUUAUCCAAUCUCAAGUAAUGAAAUAUCGACUGGAAUAUUUACCAAAAAACCAGACAGAUAUACAACUUCAAGUAUUAAAAUAUCAACAAAAAAGCCAGAUGGAUAUAGCUACAUAACUCCGGAUGUUAGAAUAUCAACGCCAUCACCAUUUGUCACUGCAACACCAAGUGAAUAUAAAACAACACAUAUAUUGCCACAAACUUCAACUAGGCCACCCUAUGUACCACCAGCAUCACCUUCAACUAGGCCACCUUAUGUACCACCAUCACCACCUUCAACUAGACCACCUUUUAUUACUACUAAAUCAGAUGGAUAUAGCUACAUAACUCCGGAUGUUAGAAUAUCAACGCCAUCACCAUUUGUCACUGCAACACCAAGUGAAUAUAAAACAACACAUAUAUUGCCACAAACUUCAACUAGGCCACCCUAUGUACUCCCAUCAUCACCUCCAACUAGGCCACCCUAUGUACCCCCAUCAUCACCUUCAACUAGACCACCUUUUAUUACUACUAAAUCAGAUGGAUAUACUUACACGAGACCAAGUGUUAAAAUAUCAACUAUACCACCAACAAAAAAGCCAGAUGGAUAUAGUUACAUAACUCCGGAUGUUAGAAUAUCAACGCCAUCACCAUUUGUCACUGCAACACCAAGUGAAUAUAAAACAACACAUAUAUUGCCACAAACUUCAACUAGGCCACCCUAUGUACUACCAUCAUCACCUUCAACUAAACCACCCUAUGUACCCCCAUCAUCACCUCCAACUAGGCCACCCUAUGUACUCUCAUCAUCACCUUCAACUAGACCACCUUUUAUUACUACUAAAUCAGAUGGAUAUACUUACACGAAACCAAGUGUUAAAAUAUCAACUAUACCACCAACAAAAAAGCCAGAUGGAUAUAUUUACAACAUUCCGAAUGUUACAUUACCAACGCCAGUACCUCCAACUAGACCACCUUAUGUACCACCUCCAACUAGACCACCCUAUGUACCAUCAUCUUCACCUCCAACUCGACCACCUUAUGUACCACCAUCUUCACCUCCAACUAGACCACCCUAUGUACCACCAUCUUCACCUCCAACUAGACCACCUUAUGUACCACCUAUAACAGCACCAUCUGUAACAAGACCAGCCUACACAUAUCCACCUCCAACUAGACCACCCUAUGUACCACCAUCCUCACCUCCAACUAGACCACCCUAUGUACCACCAUCCUCACCUCCAACUAGACCACCCUAUGUGCCACCACCUUCACCUCCAACUAGACCACCCUAUGUACCACCACCUCCACCUCCAACUAGACCACCCUAUGUACCACCACCUUCACCUCCAACUAGACCACCUUACGUACCACCAUCCUCACCUCCAACUAGACCACCCUAUGUGCCACCACCUUCACCUCCAACUAGACCACCCUAUGUACCACCACCUUCACCUCCAACUAGACCACCUUACACCACCCUAUGUGCCACCACCUCACCUCCAACUAGACCACCCUAUGUACCACCAUCACCACCUGUAACUCAACAACCCUAUACUCGACCACCACCACCUCCUCCAACUAGACCAUCUUAUUUACCACCACCACCACCUUUACCUCCAACUAGACCACCCUAUGUACCACCACCUGUAACUCAACAACCCUAUACUCGACCACCAUCAUCUUUUCCAACUAGACCACCUUAUGUACCACCACCUGUAACUCAACAACCUUAUACUCGACCACCACCACCGCCACCAUCUCCUCCAACUAGACCACCUUAUGUACCACCAUCACCACCACCCUCACCUCCAACUAGACCACCCUAUGUACCACCACCUGUAACUCAACAACCCUAUACUCGACCACCACCAUCUCCUCCAACUAGACCACCUUAUGUACCACCACCUGUAACUCAACAACCCUAUACUCGACCACCACCAUCUCCUCCAACUAGACCACCUUAUGUACCACCAUCACCACCACCCUCACCUCCAACUAGACCACCCUAUGUUCCACCACCUGUAACUCAACAACCCUAUACUCGACCACCACCACCGCCACCAUCUCCUCCAACUAGACCACCUUAUGUACCACCACCACCACCUUCACCUCCAACUAGACCACCCUAUGUACCACCACCUCCAACUAGACCACCCUAUGUACCACCACCUCCAACUAGACCACCCUAUGUACCACCACCUCCAACUAGACCACCCUAUGUACCAUCAGCACCAUCUGUAACAAUACCAGCCUACACACGACCACCAUCACCUCCAACUAGACCACCCUAUGUACCACCACCUGUAACUCAACAACCCUAUACUCGACCACCGCCACCUCCUCCAACUAGGCCAUCUUAUCUACCACCACCACCACCACCUUCAUCUUCAACUAGACCACCCUAUGUACCACCACCUGUAACUCAACAACCCUAUACUCGUCCACCACCACCGCCACCAUCUCCUCCAACUAGACCACCUUAUGUACCACCGUCACGACCACCACCACCGCCACCAUCUCCUCCAACUAGACCACCUUAUGUACCACCGUCACGACCACCACCGCCAGAUUAUGAAAUUAAACCAUCGAUUACGGACGAGUCAACGAAUCUUCCUCCUGAAGAACGAACGUAUCUUCCACCACCGCAGCCGACAAUUAUCCCGGUGACAAUUCCGCCGCCACCGUAUCCUUCAGUCAAUUAUGAAACUACAAUCAGAACGCCUACCCCGAAACCACCUAAUGGAACGAUUGCUCCACCGCCGACUCUGCCGCCACCCACCCAGCCCAGACCUUUCAUAGGUUACGAAUAUGCACCACCCAAGGGACCAGCCUUUGAAACCCGCAAACGAUGA